UUAUUAUCUCAUCGCCACGUGGGAAUAUAUUUGUAUUACGUACCUAUGUAUUUGUAUAUAUUGUAUUACGUAUGUAUACGCACUAAAUGUGCUUACGUAUUGUUGCUUCUUGGCUAGUCCCAGUUUAUUGAUGAACACAACGACGUCAUGCUAAAGGAAACUUGAACAAAAUAAUGAACGAUAAAACAUUACAUAUAAAGUCAUAUUAAGUGACUUCCUUCAUUCAGUAACACAAGAGUAAUACUAGCCGAUACAGGUUCAUUUACUAAUUUACGCUCUUCAAACAGUGCAAUAAUUUAACAGUACGAAUACAUAAAGCCGUUGAGGUGUUCAAAAUGGCCGCUUGUUUAUAUUGUUUCUUUCUAAUGAUCGUUUUAUACAUUAACGGAGUGACCGGCAGCUGGUUUGCGGACGACGCUUCUGUUAAUGUCGAUGAAGACGUACUAGAUAUUCAAAGUGAAACAAUAGCAAGGAAGAAGUUCGACUUCAUAUUUCCUGGUACAAAAUGGUGCGGUAAAGGGGACAUAGCGAAGAACUACGCGGACCUGGGCUCAGCGCGCGAGACUGACAUGUGCUGUCGGGAGCACGACCACUGCACUGACCUUAUACUCGCCGGGGAGACCAAGCACGGCCUCAACAACGACGCCUUCUACACCAGGUUGAACUGUAAAUGUGACGAGGCAUUCCGGCUGUGUCUGAACAAAGCUAACACGAAGACGUCGCGCAGAAUCGGCAAGAUAUACUUCAACGCGCUCGGCACCACGUGCUACAGACGAGACUACCCUGUCGUAGGCUGCAACACUUACGGAGGAUUGUUCAGAAAGAAAUGUUUGGAGUACGAUUACGACACGAGGAGCGAACAGAUCUACCAGUGGUUCGACGUCAGGAACUACGCCAACUGAUGACCUGGACACACUGAACACCUUCCCGGAUGCAGCC
Molecule: messenger RNA, 939 nt
Organism: Bombyx mandarina (wild silkworm)
Lineage: Eukaryota; Metazoa; Arthropoda; Insecta; Lepidoptera; Bombycidae
Product: phospholipase A2-like
Biological process (GO): arachidonate secretion; phospholipid metabolic process
Molecular function (GO): A2-type glycerophospholipase activity
Source: RefSeq, a predicted model, not a curated record